Molecule: messenger RNA, 1744 nt
Organism: Quercus lobata
Lineage: Eukaryota; Viridiplantae; Streptophyta; Magnoliopsida; Fagales; Fagaceae
Product: betaine aldehyde dehydrogenase 1, chloroplastic-like
Exons: 15
Coding region: 57-1598 (513 amino acids)
Molecular function (GO): oxidoreductase activity, acting on the aldehyde or oxo group of donors, NAD or NADP as acceptor
Source: RefSeq, a predicted model, not a curated record
CAAAAAAAAACAUGCAUAGUAAGUCCACUUGCUGAGUUCUUGUGUAGCUUGCCAUCAUGGCCAUCCAAAUCCCUUCACGCCAGCUCUUCAUCGAUGGUGAAUGGAGAGAAACUGUUCUCAAAAAACGGAUUCCGAUCAUUAACCCUGCCACAGAAGAGAUUGUUGGGGAUAUACCGGCAGCCACUGCUGAAGAUGUGGAGAUUGCAGUGGAUGCCGCCCGCAGGGCUUUCUCUAGGAAUGGAGGGAAAGAUUGGGCUUCUACUUCUGGGGCUUUUCGUGCCAAGUUUCUUCGUGCUAUUGCUUCCACGGUAUUGGAAAGGAAGUCUGAACUUGCACUACUAGAACUUGUUGAUACUGGGAAGCCCUUAGUUGAAACAGCAUCUGAUAUGGAUGGUGUUGCUUCGUGUUUCAAUUACUAUGCAGAACUGGCAGAAGCUUUAGAUGCGAAGCAGAAAGCUCCUAUCUCCAUACCAGUGCAAUCGUUCAAAAGUUAUGUCCUUAAGGAGCCCAUUGGUGUCAUUGCACUAAUUACUCCUUGGAACUACCCCCUUUUGAUGGCUGCUUGGAAGAUUGCUCCUGCACUGGCUGCUGGCUGUACUGCUAUACUGAAGCCAUCUGAAUUGGCAUCUGUGACUUGUUUGGAGUUGGCUGAAAUUUGCAGACAAGUAGAUAUUCCUCCCGGUGUCCUUAACAUAGUGACUGGGUUAGGAUCAGAAGCUGGUGCCCCUCUGGCAUCUCAUCCUCAUGUAGACAAGAUAGCAUUCACAGGAAGUACAGCAACAGGUAUCAAGGUCAUGACUGCUGCAGCUCAAACGGUUAAGCCUAUUUCAUUAGAGCUCGGUGGAAAGAGUCCAAUUAUCGUGUUUGAGGAUGGAGACCUUAACAAUGCUGCAGAGUGGACUAUUUACAGCUGCUUUAAGACAAAUGGUCAAAUCUGCAGUGCGACAUCACGUCUCAUUGUUCAUGAAAGCAUUGCAGCAGAUUUCCUAGUAAAACUUAUUGAUUGGAGUAAGAACAUCAAAAUUUCUGAUCCCCUGGAAGAUGGUUGCAGGCUUGGUGCUAUUAUCAGUAAAGGGCAGUACGAGAAGGUAAUGAAUUUCAUUUCAACUGCUAAAAACGAAGGUGCAACCAUUCUCUAUGGAGGUGGCCACCCUCAGCAUUUGAGGAAAGGAUUUUUCAUUGAACCAACCAUCAUAACAGAUGUUAGCACCUCCAUGCAAAUUUGGAGGGAGGAGGUGUUUGGUCCUGUUUUAUGUGUUAAAACAUUUUCUACUGAACAUGAAGCCAUUGCACUAGCAAAUGACACCGAUUAUGGUUUAGGUGCUGCUGUAAUUUCAAAAGAUCUGGAAAGGUGUGAGCGCUUGACCAAGGCUCUUCAGGCAGGGACUGUGUGGAUUAACUGCUCACAGCCCUGCUUUGAUCAAACCGCAUGGGGAGGCAACAAGCGUAGUGGUAUUGGGCGUGAAUUAGGAGAAUGGGGUCUGGACAGCUACUUGAGUAUAAAGCAAGUUACACAUUACAUUUCUAAUGAGCCAUGGGGGUGGUAUUCUCCUCCUCAAAGUAGUGAAGAACUUGAAAGAAGCCAAAAGCAAAACUAGUGUAAGGAAAAAAAAAAAGGAUGUGCUCUACAAAUGAAGCGCAUUUUAUAACUUGUUAGGAAAAAGUUAUGAGUUUUGUCUACAUUGUUAACGUAUAUUAUGUUAUGAACUUUAGGCCCAGCUAGGUUACUUGUAUACACACCUGU